AUGUUGCUAAAUUUGAAUACGGGAAUUUUUCCCCUCAUUGGGAUAAGUUGGCGCGAGCGUUUUAUACCAGUGCUGUUCACUCCAUUUCAUUAUUUGCGCCCACGUAAACAAACGCAAAGGGUGGAUCGCUGCAGGACCAAAAAGCAGUACAAGAACAGACGGCAUUUUAGAGGCUACUACUACAGGUGGAUGGGCUCCUACUAA
Plasmodium knowlesi strain H is the source of this 204-nucleotide messenger RNA. RefSeq names its product conserved protein, unknown function. The transcript has 2 exons. The coding region runs from base 1 to 204 and encodes 67 amino acids. NCBI's taxonomy places the organism in Eukaryota, Apicomplexa, Aconoidasida, Haemosporida, Plasmodiidae. The record is from RefSeq and is a predicted model, not a curated record.